This is a messenger RNA of Entamoeba invadens IP1, 657 nucleotides long. RefSeq lists its product as hypothetical. The coding region runs from base 1 to 657 and encodes 218 amino acids. The record is from RefSeq and is a predicted model, not a curated record. NCBI's taxonomy places the organism in Eukaryota, Evosea, Mastigamoebida, Endamoebidae. The transcript has a single exon.
AUGAUUUUUUUGUGGGUUGUAUUUACACUACUAUUGAGUGUAGAGUCUGUUCAAGUUACUAAAAAGGAGGUGUACGACUUUUCAUAUUUGUGCGGGAUAUUAAACACAUUGGGGUUUACUCUUAAUGUACAAAGACAAUCCCGACUAAGUAAAACAUUUCAGCCAUUUGUGUUAGUGUCGUAUUCACACAACGGGAUGAAUUAUUUGAUAAAUUAUAAAAUAGACGGAACUAAUUGUAAAAGACUCAUCGACUUGAUUCAAAGAAAUUCGCCACUGCAAAUUACAACAAAACAAACUUCAACAAAGAGCGGAUUUUCUUCACUGAAUUCAAUUCAUUUGUUGGGGAAAGUCGUCGAUUCGAAUUUUGCAGAGAAUUUAAGCGUCUUUGGUGAACUUUUUAAUCAACGAAUUAAAGGACUUUUGAAUGAAAAAAACACAGCUACACUCAAUGGGUGUUCACCCGCUUUCAAAGAAUUAAGAGCUUUUGUACCAAAUCAAUGCAGUCGUGUUUAUACCGGUGGAUCAAUCCCUUCAACAUCACCGUCUUCAUGCAUUUCUGAGACAAAUAGUGUUUUACUUAAUCAAGAACCUCCUACGUACUCAUUGCUUGUACCCGACUAUAGAAAUAAUGUCUAUGUUGACCUUGCUUAUCUCUAA